AUGGAUCGAGAUAAAAAUAAAGAAUUUUACUGCGAUUUUUUAGGGUUUAUGAUGGUAGAAGAUGAUUUACCGAAUUGUUCUGUGGAUAUUGAUGAUGCUAUACCAAUGUAUGUUGAUUUUAUAAAGAUAAAGUCCAUGAGCCGUAUGGAAUUUAAGGAGAUAUGUAGUAGAAUGUGUAAAUAUCGCAUUAUAUUGUAUGAAAGCGAAAAUAUAAUAACUUUGUCACAUGAGUUAAUGCUGCGUUUAGAGUACAACCAAGUGGGAUCUAAAAAGAACUAUAACUUGAUUGAGAAGCGUUACUUGGAUGAGUAUGUGUGUAAAUUAUGUAACACAAAGUUUAAUGCACACUCUGAGUUUAAAUAUCACAAAAAAACUAAAAGGCAUGAAACAAGAAUCAUGUAUUUGAUUUCACGCAUCGGUGAUAAUAACAAUUUAAUGUUGCUUGAUGAUAAUUUAAAUCAAUUAAAUCAAAUAACGGUCACACAGGGCACCAGGGCAUCUGUUAAUGUUAAGUUAAUGAAUGACACCCCAAGCAUGUGCAAAAUUACGCAUGUUUUUGUAUUGAACACUUAUUUAAAUGUAAAUCUGAUACAUACCGACAAACUACCAUUUAAGGUUAAACCCAAAUCAACAAUCCGUGUACAACUAAACUGUACUUUUAAGGAAGAUAUCACGUUAUUGCUGGGAGUUAUCAUGCAAAAUUCACACAAUACAAUGAGAGUUGUAAAAAAACUUAAAAUUAGGUUGACAGAUCUAAGUGUGAAUCCCCCAAUAGCAAGAGAUGGUCAUGAUGAUGAGAUUAUACCAGGUAUACCACUACCAGAAAAUAACAGUCCCUUUAUAUCAGUAAACAUAACAAAACCAUAUAACCCACCGGAGAAUACCCUGGAAGUUCUUGAAGAAAUGGCAAAGGAAGUGCCUGUUCCAAGAAUGAAAUGUUCCGUGGAUACCUCGCAAGAACUGUAUGCUACUAAGCAAAACUAUGAACAAUUUUUCCAUCACCUAUUGUACGAGGAAGAACUGCAAAUGAGGAAGGAUAUUAAGGUGUACAAUACUCGAGCCCCUUUGGAGUCCACUGGGUUUUUGUUCAGAUUAGAAGUGCCAGGUUUAGCCGAGUCAAGACCGUCUUUGAUACGAGGCGAUGCCGUGUACGUGAAGGAAAAUGAAAAAACCAGAAGAAAAUUCGAGGGAAUUGUACACAAGUUGGAGAAGAAUUCUGUUUUACUCGGGUUUGACUCCAGCAUCAAACCUUUAGCCAUUAGGAACUUAAAUUUCUUCAUCGAGUUCAGUUUCAAUAGAUUACCGAUAAAAGUUGAACAUCAGGCGUGCAAAUUGGUGAUGGAGCAUCAAUUUAUAAAAUUUUUAUUUCCUGUGUUAAGAAAGUUAAAGUAUGGUGAUCACAAGCCCAAUUAUUUCAAUAGGAACUUGAAUGAAAAACAAAAAAUCGCCGUGGCUAAUAUACUGAACGCUCCUCAAAAUUCCCAACCGUAUUUAAUUUUUGGGCCACCUGGUACAGGGAAAACUUCCACGCUUGUGGAGGCAAUAAGACAAAUUCACAAGUAUGAAGAAAAUUCGAGAAUUUUGGUUUGCGCUCCCACCAACUCCGCAGUGGACGAAUUGGCCUUGAAACUGUUAAAAAACAUACCCACCUCGGAAAUGCUGCGUUUCGUGGCCCUAUCUUACUCCAGAAGCCUCAAAGACUCCAAAUUACAGGAAAUUGUGAACGUCAAACGCGGCGAGUUUUUUACACCCACCAUCGAACAACUCGAAAAAUACAGAAUCGUUUUAACCACAAACAUAAAUGCGGCUAAAUUCUACUGCGGUGAUGUAAAACCGAAUCACUUUAAUUACGUCAUCAUAGACGAAGCAGGGUACUUAACGGAAACCGAGACGUUGGUACCACUGGCUGGAGUGUUGACGCACAAAACUUUCAAAGGGGAAGUGCAUGGUAAGUUGGUUCUGGCGGGGGAUCCCAGACAGUUGGGACCCAGAAUCCACUCCAAAACGGCCGCUAAAUACGGUUUCGGGGUUUCCCUGAUCGAAAGAUUGAUCGAUAGCUGCGAGUUAUACCAACCUGAGAAAGAAAAUUGGGACGAUGUAAACUACGACUACAACGAAAAAUAUAUAACGUUGCUGGAAAUGAACUACAGGUCGCACCAGGCGAUUUUAAAGGCCCCCAACGAGUUUUUCUACAACGAUAAACUCAUAGCUGCGGAGGAAAAUGUAUCAAUGCUUUUCGACAAGUGGGAGGACCUCCCGACCAAAGGUUUCCCCAUUAUUUUUCACAAUGUGGUUGGGGAAGACGCCAUGGAAAAAAACUCACCGAGUUUUUACAACGCCAAGGAGGUGAAACGAGUUGUAGCAUAUAUUAAAGUGCUUCUGGACACUAAAAUACAAGGGGUGCAAAUUUCGCAGGACGAUAUAGGUGUUAUAACCCCUUUUAUAAAACAAAUAGAGAAACUACAUGCAGAAACCACUAAAAAUAACUGGAAUAAAAUCCUUGUUGGUACUGUGGAACAGUUCCAAGGCAAAGAACGGACAAUAAUAAUAAUAUCGGCAGUCCGAUCCAAGAAGGAAUUGGUGAAAUUCGAUAAAACUUUCGACCUAGGUUUUCUGGUCAACCCGAAACGUUUCAAUGUUGCCAUAACGAGGGCCAAAAGUUUGGUUAUUUUGAUUGGUAACGCUGGUAUUCUGCAACACGACAAAUAUUGGAGACGCUAUAUCGAAUACUGUAUUGAAAAUAAAUCAGUAAAAGGUGCAAAAUUUAUUCUCUCAGAAUCCAUGGAAGAUUUUGAAAAGGACGAUGAUGUUACAACUGAUGUUGUAGAUUUUUCCAGGGGAAAUAUGUAA
Molecule: messenger RNA, 2850 nt
Organism: Brassicogethes aeneus
Lineage: Eukaryota; Metazoa; Arthropoda; Insecta; Coleoptera; Nitidulidae
Source: the annotation of a GenBank genome assembly